UCAGACCUUCGUAGUUCAUAAUGUCAAUAAACAUUAGUUAGAGGCAGACACGUUUCAAUUCUGAACUCUGAUGAAUUAGAAAGGCAUUAUACAUGAAACCCUUGAUCAUAAUACUUUAUGCAGACUCAAAACUUUUGAGUCAAAAAGCCAUGAAACCUUCUACCCUUGAUUAUGUCUGCUCUCUAGCUUGCAUUAUCUUGUUUCUUCAGUUGGUUUCAUCACCAAAACUUGCUUCUGCUGAUUCUACACAAGCAGAGGCACUUCUCAAAUGGAAAGCCAGCUUUCUGAAUCAAACCGGGAACAACAAUCUCACCUCGUGGACUUCCCUCCCCGGAAACGCCACCAAUUCAUCAGGUGCAUGCGAUGUUUGGACCGGUAUUUCAUGCAAUGCUGCCGGAAGUGUCAACCGGAUAAACCUUACCAAUUCUGGUAUAAAAGGUACGCUACAUGAACUCUCAUUCCAGUCAUUCCCUGAUCUUGAAUAUGUUGACCUCAGUGUCAAUGAACUUUUCGACACCAUCCCACCUCAGAUUAGUUCCCUCUCCAAACUCAUCUACCUUGAUUUAUCUUCUAAUCAGUUGACUGGGAUCAUCCCACCAGAAAUUGGUCUCCUAACAAAUCUUCAAGUCCUCCACCUAAACAUAAACCAGUUAAAUGGCUCGAUUCCUCAAGAAAUGAGCCAGCUCAAAUCUCUUUAUGAGCUUGCUCUGACCACCAACAAUCUAGAAGGGUCUAUUCCAGCCUUCCUGGGUAAUUUUACCAACAUGACAAAUUUGUAUCUCUUUGGAAAUCAGCUUUCUGGUGCCAUUCCUCCAGAAAUCGGGAACCUAUCAAAAUUGGUUGAAUUGUACUUGGAUGGCAACCAUUUAACAGGUCCUAUCCCUCCAAGUUUUGGAAACUUGGAAAAUCUAACUGUGUUGUACUUAGCCUACAACAACCUUUCUGGUUCUAUCCCUUCAGAAAUAGGAAAGAUGAAGUCUCUUGUGCAACUGAGCAUUCAAUCAAACAAUCUUUCUGGUUCGAUCCCGGCAACCAUAGGUGAUCUGCCAAACCUUACCCUUCUUUAUCUCUAUUCAAACAAACUUUCUGGCAGUAUUCCUAAGGAGAUAGGGAACUUGAAAUCUAUGGUGGAUCUCCAGUUGAGCCAGAAUCAACUAAAUGGCUCGGUUCCAACUUCAUUGGGUGAAUUGGACAACUUAGUAAGCUUGUACCUCCGUGAUAACCAACUUUCCGGAACCAUCCCCCAACAGAUAGGAAAUCUCACAAAGAUGACAAUUGUGCAAUUUGAUACCAACCGAUUUUCUGGUUAUUUGCCCCAAAACAUUUGCAGAGGUGGAUUGCUUCAAAACUUCACAGCAUUCAACAAUGAUUUGAUAGGUCCAAUCCCCAAGAGCUUGAGAACUUGCAAGAGCCUAUUCAGAGUACGUCUUGAUGGGAACCAAUUGACUGGCAAUGUAUCUCAAGACUUUGGUGUGUAUCCAAAUCUUGAUUAUAUAAAUCUAAGCAACAAUAAGUUGUAUGGUGAAAUUUCACAAAACUGGGGACAAUGCCCGAAGUUAACGAGCCUCCUAAUUGCGGGUAACAACCUUACUGGUAGCAUACCACCAGAGCUUGGCAAUGCGACUCAAAUUCAGGCGCUUGAUCUCUCUUCCAAUCAUCUAGUUGGUGUGAUUCCAGAAGAUCUUGGGAGGCUAAGUUUGGUGAAUCUGAAGUUGGGUGAUAACCAUCUUUCUGGUCCUAUACCCUCCACAUUUGCAUCUCUGACUGACCUUGAAUAUAUAGACCUGUCCACCAACAAAAUUAACGAGUCAAUUCCAAGCUUUGUAGGUGACAUGUCGAAACUAAUCUACUUGAAUCUGAGCAACAACAAGUUCAGUCAGGAAAUUCCAUUACAGUUGGGGAACUUAUUUCAACUGUCCCAGCUAGAUUUAAGUGGUAACUCACUUGAGGGUAACAUACCGUCACAAAUGAGCAAGCUGCAGAGCUUGGAGGAUCUGAAUCUAUCCCACAAUAAUCUUUCCGGUGUCAUUCCAACAUCUUUUGGUGAAAUGCCUGGCUUGUUGCACAUUGACAUGUCCUACAAUCAGUUGCAGGGCGCCAUCCCUGACAGCAAAGCAUUUCAAAAUGCUUCCUUGGAAGGGAAUAAUGGAUUGUGCGGCAAUGUUGUAGGACUGCAACCCUGCAAUCCUUCUGCAGGAAAUAAAAGUACCUCAAACAAGGACAGAAAACUAGUGUUUUUAAUCGUGUUCCCUGUUCUGGGAGUAAUUUUACUUGCUUUACUUGGAAUUGCCUUCAUAAGAAGAAGAAGAAGAAGAAGAAUGCAAUACCAACACACGGAACAGAGCUACGUGCAGAAUGAAGUCUUUGCAAUAGCAAAUUUUGAUGGAAGAAAAAUGUAUGGCCAAAUCAUGGAGGCAACCGACAGUUUUGACACUGCAUACUGCAUUGGGAAAGGUGGGUAUGGAACUGUCUACAAGGCAAAGCUACCAUCUGGCAGCAUAGUCGCUGUGAAGAAACUCUAUCCAGUACAUGAUAGUGAGGAGGCAUCUCAAAAGGAGUUUUUCAAUGAAAUAAGGGCACUACUGGAGAUCCGACACCGAAACAUUGUGAAACUUCUUGGUUUUUGUUCAAAUGUGCAUCACUCCUUUUUGGUCUAUGAGUAUCUAGAAAAGGGAAGCUUGUCUGCAAAUUUGAGCAAAGAAUUAGAAGCAAAGAAAUUGAACUGGAGUAUAAGGGUGAAUAUAGUUAAAGGUGUGGCUCAUGCCUUAUCUUAUAUGCAUCAUGAUUGUGUGCUACCGAUUGUGCAUCGAGACAUAUCAAGCAACAACAUUUUGCUGAAUGAAGAUUAUGAGCCCUGUGUGGCAGACUUUGGCACUGCCAAGCUUUUAAAUCCAGGCUCAUCAAAUUGGACAACCCCUGCAGGAACAUAUGGAUAUGUAGCCCCAGAGCUCGCUUUCACGAUGAAGGUAACUGAGAAAUGUGAUGUUUAUAGCUUUGGAGUGCUGGCACUGGAAGUCCUAAUGGGGAAGCAUCUGGGCGAUUUGGUCUCCUCAUUUCCGAAUCCUUCAGCAAAUGAAAACAUGUCACUGAUGGAUUUGUUGGACCAACGGCUUCCCCCUCCGACACCUGAUGUUGAGGAUGAACUGAUAACCAUUGCAAGACUAGCAAUCGAGUGCAGAUAUACCCAUCCACAAUCAAGGCCAACAAUGCAAAUGGUUUCUCAGGUGCUAUCAUCCCAAAAUGCAUAUUCCUACAGACAGCAGGACAUUACACUUGAAUCAAUCAUUAAGAACUGAUAUUUGCUUGUCUUUCCAUACAACUCGUAAUAGUAAGAAUAGAUGAUCUUGUUUUUAUCAUAUUUAGGUUCCUUUUCAAAAGUGGCUAUCCAUGUAUAAUGUUUUCAGAAAUAUUAAAGUCUUGCACUACUCUUUCAUACAAUGUCUGCAU
Rosa chinensis is the source of this 3447-nucleotide messenger RNA. RefSeq names its product MDIS1-interacting receptor like kinase 2. The record is from RefSeq and is a predicted model, not a curated record. Lineage: Eukaryota; Viridiplantae; Streptophyta; Magnoliopsida; Rosales; Rosaceae. The coding region runs from base 93 to 3296 and encodes 1067 amino acids. Gene Ontology annotation, molecular function: protein binding; ATP binding; protein kinase activity. Gene Ontology annotation, biological process: protein phosphorylation. The transcript is spliced from 2 exons.